Messenger RNA from Triticum turgidum subsp. durum (durum wheat), 1089 nucleotides. Lineage: Eukaryota; Viridiplantae; Streptophyta; Magnoliopsida; Poales; Poaceae. The record is from the annotation of a GenBank genome assembly.
AUGGAGCACACAAGAAAUGGUGAUCUGAAAGUCAGCUAUGAGCAGCGGGAGCUGUUCGGGCGGCGCCGGAACAGCACCUCGCCGUCGCCCGCCUACGUCGACCUCACUGGGGAGGCCGUGGACAGCCGCCCGGCAGCGGCAAGGGUGCCAUUGCCGCCGAAGAGCACCCCGAGCCGGCAGGGCACUUGCGCUGACGGCGAGCUCGACGUGUUCUCGGCUGAGCGUUACUUCAAGGGCGCAAUGGAUGGCCACCACCAGGAGGGCCCCGCCACGCCCACGCGCGUGGAGGCUGUGGCCGCGGGGGCGAGGCCAGCUGUGCCGGUGAGCGAGCCGGCGUGGAAGCGCACGUCGUCGGCGAGCGCCGGCUCGGUGGGCAGCGCCAACAGCCAGACCGUUCUCCUACGGGAUGCGCGCCGCCGCCCGCGAUACCGCUGCAUGAAGUGCUGCCUCCAGGUAGGCGUGCUCCUGCGUCUGUGCUCCGGGAAGCGGGCCGUGCGCGUAGACGGCGCGGCCGCCGUGGCGACAGAGACCGCCGGAUCGAGCAAGCUGGCGGCAUCGGCGACGGCGAGCAAUAUCGAGUGGUACAAAGACCUGCGGAGGGAGAAGGCUGGCCUCGGGCUAACCGGAGACGGCCACCGUGGCGUGGUUGCUGGCCUCCCGCCAAAUUUGAAUCUCGGGGCAUCAGGAGUGGCAGCCGUAGGGAGGGAAGAGAAGCAGGGCGAGUACACGAGCGCGAGCUGUAGGAGAGGAAGCUUCACUCUUCCAGCUCCGGUGGAAGUCAGCUGCGGCAGAGGCGGCGGCGACGACGACGGCGGGAGCGAGUCGAGCUCGGACCUGUUCGAGAUCAAGAGCCUAAUGAUCGACGACUGCCCGCACGAGCCCAGCGAGGAAAGCGUCCAGUGGAGCGUGGUGACCGCGAGCGCGGGUGGCGGCCGCACCGGCGCCCCGGUGGCCGUGACGCAGAACAGGGACAGUCCGGUUGGGAUAUUGACAGGGUGCCUGAGCCGCGGGCCGGUGGAUGUGUCGGCGGUGGCCGGGGUGUGCAGGUUCCCCGACCCGUCGGCGUCGGCGUCGGCACCGGCGCAUUGA